Aspergillus steynii IBT 23096 is the source of this 428-nucleotide messenger RNA. RefSeq lists its product as uncharacterized. Lineage: Eukaryota; Fungi; Ascomycota; Eurotiomycetes; Eurotiales; Aspergillaceae. The coding region runs from base 93 to 335 and encodes 80 amino acids. The record is from RefSeq and is a predicted model, not a curated record. The transcript has a single exon.
GUUGAAUAAGCCAAAACAAUGUAAGAGUAAUAAAAGCCAUAGGGGUAUUAUUAUUAAAUCCAAGCACGAAAAAAUUCCGUAAUAACCAAUACAUGCAAAGCCAAAAUUCAAAAUCCGGAAGUAUUCUCCACUGCAAGACCUCCUUCUAUAAGCCCAAAACAUUCACCGGAUCACCCAGCAGUAGUUGUGAAAUCACGCAAUCAGAGAACUCCGUUUUCCAUCAAAUGCUUUUUAUGAAAGGCAGAAAAACACCAACUCAGAAAGGGAAAGCUGAACCCGCCAAAACGAUUCGAUCCCAAAAAAAAAGAAGAAAAAAGCCAGCCAUAACCACGUGACCCGACGUGGUGGAAUUGGAAAGGGGAAAGUCAUCAAAGAUGUACAGGAUAUAGAUACAAAGGAAAGAAUAGUGUCAAAAUGAGAGACAUCGG